This is a messenger RNA of Mucor velutinosus, 2436 nucleotides long. RefSeq names its product acetylornithine aminotransferase. Gene Ontology annotation, molecular function: protein binding; mRNA binding. The transcript has a single exon. The record is from RefSeq and is a predicted model, not a curated record. The coding region runs from base 1 to 2436 and encodes 811 amino acids. Lineage: Eukaryota; Fungi; Mucoromycota; Mucoromycetes; Mucorales; Mucoraceae.
AUGUCAUUCCAGUCUAUUAUAUCACCUAGUAGAGAAGGCUGGAAAUCACAGAGGCUGUUUGCACAGAUAUGCCACAGUUGUCUCUCGAGAAGGACCCCAGUAUUGACUCACCAUAUACGGCGAAAUACAAGCCUUGCAUCAGCAGCUACUUCCUCCACCAGCACCGCCACCAGUGUCAACACCACCAUACCAUUGAAAACAGCUAUCAAACCCUACAAGCCAACACAGAGUAAGCCAUCGUCGACCUCCGUUACUACUCGAGACAAGCAAAAGUUAUUAGAGAGCUUGCGAAACGAGUUAUACCACCACGACACCUCGACCUCCUUGCAAAGUCUUGACCCCCGCAUCUCGAGCUAUUCACCUCUUGUUCGGAAAGCCAUCAGUCGACGGGAAUCUAGAAAGCAGCUAUUGGAGAUGUACUAUUCCUUGAAAGCAUCACCACACCAUUUUGCGCAAUUGACACAAAUGGAUAUUGACACUCUGGUUUCUCGACUCAUGUCCAACCCUGACGAUCUUACGACGAAUGCGUCCAUGUACGAAGCAUACCAAAUCUUGCAGGAUCUGAAGCGUCGAAAGUUCAAGCAUGCACAGUAUCGAUUAGGGGAUGCGGAAAAGAUGAUAUACCUUGCAACAGAAUUGAACCACUCAAAACGAGCAGAAGAUUUACUGGCAGAAACGACAGCCAAGUGGAAAAAAGUAGGCAUGGAGACAUAUGAAGCUGUGAUGCGAGUAUUAUCAAAGAACAAGCAGCAGGACAGAAUCGAUUAUUGGUUAGAGCAUAUUCAAAGGCUGGACCUAGCGCCCACUCGAAGCAUCGUGAGCUCUGUGAUUAUGUGUAUGGUCGCAUCAGAUCAAUUGGAGGCCGCAGCACACUACUUGAAGAGAAAUCACCCUGGUCAAGACCUAGCACAAUUGGUCACUCGAUAUGUUACAGACGAUAGACAGUUGUUAGACGAAGCGCUCAACGUUUUUGCAAUGGAUUGUAUGAGGCAGUGGCGAUUGAACGACAUGCGACUUAUUUAUAUGCGAAAGCGGCAUUUUGGUAUGAGCACCUUCUCGGUUGUGAAAAACUUGUUGGACAAAAGCAUACACACUGGACAGCUACACACAGCAGAGCAACUUUUGUCAGAUACACUCUACAUGCAAGACACGACAAGCGCGCAAGUUUGCUCAAGGAAAUUGAUUGAGUGGUACACUUCACAAAAGGACAUUGCACAUGCAGUCAGCAUUUGGGAACAGAUGGAGGAACACAACCUUGCGGUACCUCUACAUACGAUGCAAGUACUACUCGCACGAGCAGCGAAAUUGAGAUACCAUGUGGAUACAAUGAGACUCUACAAAAGAUGCAAAGAGUUAUACCCUGGAUUUAUACAAGCGGAUACAACGGUGCAUGUUCUACGCUGUUUGAUACGUUCCAAACAAUUCGAUACAGCCCAAGUACUGUCCCUGGAGGUUGAGAAGACUGUGCCUGAAAUGAAGCCUAAUUUAGCCAAAGCUGCUGUUCGAGCUUUAUUUAGUUUGUCUGCGCAAACAGGGCAGGUGGAUCUAUUUGAAAGCGCUUUUCAACUGAACAAGCAGCUUGACCUUUCAUUGACUCACGUGGGAUUGUCCUCUUUGGUGGCGUGCUAUCUUAUCAAAGGCGAUGUUCAAUCCGCAAAGUCAACAUUCAAAAUCAUCGCUGCUCAUACAACUGGUCCAGAUGUCGUUGAUUUCAACUUGCUAAUGCGUGCAACUGUAAUGGAGGAGGACAAAACAACUGCUUAUGACAAAAUCCUGGAUAUCCUCACUCAUAUGAAGCUUGUCAAUGUCACGCCGGAUUUAUCGACAAUGCGUACAAUGCUCAACUCGUAUGAUGCCCCAAGUGCCAUGAGAGACAGCUUGUAUGACAAAUUACUCAACUCACCCUCGGCAUCUCGAGCAGAUCAAGUUUUUCUCAACAACAUCGCCAUCACCAAUCUACUGAAAAAGAAGAAGAUUGAGUUUAUGGUUGGAUUGCUAUUUCGAAACAAUCGUGGUGAGCUAUUUCCUGGUCAAGACGACAAGCACAUUGAAGUGAACGGGUUGACAUUCAAGAUCCUCAUGGAUGCAGCUACAUUUGACGAUAAAAACUCGAGUAUAGCCGAGAAAUUGUUCAAAUCAAUGCGAUCCCGUGGAAUGAAACCUGAAAAAGAAACCUAUGAAAAGCUGAUCGCCAUGUUGGCUAGAAAGGGCCGACUACAAAAAGCUCGAAAAUACAUUAUCAAAAUGGAACAAGAAACUGGAUGCAAAGCAAAUGUAGAAACCUAUACCAAACUUGUGGAUGGAUUGCUCAAAAUCGGUAAACCUCACUUGGCCAAAGAAAUUAUACUGCAAGACAUGCCUCUUAAUAAUAUUCCACUCAACAAUAUCAUGCUGCGAAAACUGAGACGUAUAGAAAGAAAAUUAUCACCAACAUAG